AUGGACAUAAAAAAUGGGUUUACGGGAACUGAAGAUUGUAUGCCAGAAUGUAGCCUAACCAGCAACCCUUGCAACUGGUCGAACAUCGACUGCGACCACUCAGGUUUUGUUGUUGUCAUCGAUCUUACGCAAAAUUGUAAGAAGUUGGAAGGUGUUCUUGUCGACUUCACUGAGGGGCUUGUCAACUUAACUCACUUGAAUUCUCUGUAUCUAAAUCUGGGGCUCAGAACAGUUAUGAAAAAGCUUAAGGCUUUGGGUUUUUCCAUUUUUGUUCUUUGCUUAUUUUGUUUGAGUGGGGCAUGUAAUGGAGAAGAUGAAAAUGUGGGAGCUCUAAUGGAGAAAACAGAGCAAGAUGCUUUGUAUUCUACUAUUCAGGAUUUUGUGGGUAAGUGGUGGAACGGGUCGGAUCUUUAUCCGGAUCCUUGUGGUUGGACUCCUAUCCAGGGUGUUUCGUGUGACUUAUUCGAUGGCUUUUGGUACGUGACCGAAUUAAACAUUGGCCCUUUUCACGACAACUCCCUAGCAUGCGCCCCAAAUGUCGAAUUUAGCCCCCAUUUAUUUGCACUAAGGCACCUUAAAUCCCUCUCCUUCUUCAACUGCUUCGUCCUGCCACGUCAGCAUCCCGUCUCAAUCCCAGCCGAGGGCUGGGAAUCCAUAGCCGAGACCUUACAGUCGCUCGAAUUCCGGUCAAACAAUGGCCUGACCGGAAAUAUUCCGGUCAAUUUUGGGGAGCUCACAAAUCUUCAGUCCUUGGUGCUAACAGAAAACGAGCUAACUGGCGAAUUGCCCCAAAGCAUGGGUAAUUUGGUCAAUUUGCGGCGCUUGAAUCUUGCAAGGAAUUAUUUUUCCGGAAAAAUCCCGGACACUCUCGGCCGGCUCAAUCGCCUUUUGAUUCUCGAUUUCGGCCAAAAUUCGCUCUCCGGGAUUCUCCCGUUGACUUUUGGAGGGUUGACUUCACUACUGAAGCUCGACUUGAGUCAAAAUCGGUUGACCGGCAAAAUCCCACCGGAUUUUGCGAAUUUGAAGGAGUUAACACUGUUGGACCUGAGCAGCAACAAUAUUUCAGGUGGAUUGAGUCAAUCACUUGAAGAAAUGAAAUCAUUACAAGAAUUAGUCCUUUCAAACAAUCCCAUUGGUGGGGACUUAAUGGGCCUUGAUUGGACAAAGUUGAAGGGCCUUGUUGCCCUGGACCUGGCCAAUAUGGGCCUGGCAGGGGCCAUCCCUGGGUCCAUUGCUGAGUUAAGUGGGCUCAGAUUCUUGGGCCUGAAUGAUAACAAGCUCUCAGGGAAUAUUCCACGGAAUCUUGCGCGCUUGCCUAAUCUUAGUGCAAUGUAUGUCCAUGGGAAUAACUUGACAGGUCAGCUUGAAUUUCCAGGGCUGUUUUAUGGGAAGAUGAGGUGGCGUUUUGGAGCGUGGGAUAAUCCUAAUCUGUGUUAUCCCGUGGGAUUGAUUAAAUCGAGUUAUGUGCCGUUUGGGGUCAAACAAUGUGAUGAGGAGGAGGGGAUUAUGAGAUUUGAGGCUGGUCUGGAUGAUAAUAAUAAGGCCAAGUUGGGGCAAAAUGUGAAAUGGAAGAGUACAGGGGCUGCUUUGGGAUUUUCGGGAUUUGGUUCUUGUGGAUUGGGUUUGUUAGUUGAGUACAUGAAGAUUGGAGAUAUUGCUGACAUGGGCUUAUCUUUGCUAUCUCUUUGGCAAUGUGCCAUGGUUUUAAAUGAGCUGAAAAGGAAAGAGCAAAGGGAC
Striga asiatica is the source of this 1737-nucleotide messenger RNA. The record is from the annotation of a GenBank genome assembly. Lineage: Eukaryota; Viridiplantae; Streptophyta; Magnoliopsida; Lamiales; Orobanchaceae.